Messenger RNA from Nothobranchius furzeri (turquoise killifish), 8256 nucleotides. RefSeq names its product protein tyrosine phosphatase receptor type O (gene ptpro). Lineage: Eukaryota; Metazoa; Chordata; Actinopteri; Cyprinodontiformes; Nothobranchiidae. Gene Ontology annotation, biological process: axon guidance; podocyte differentiation; negative regulation of canonical Wnt signaling pathway. Gene Ontology annotation, molecular function: protein tyrosine phosphatase activity; cadherin binding; Wnt-protein binding. The record is from RefSeq and is a predicted model, not a curated record. Gene Ontology annotation, cellular component: plasma membrane; GABA-ergic synapse; glutamatergic synapse.
CAGACUUGGACCCAUCAGGACUCUGACAGGGACAGGGCUUCCUAUCUGCUCCACGAGACGUCAUGACCCCCUCCCUCCUCCCCCCGCUCAGGGCGGGGCCUCGUCGCGCAGCAGCUCCAUCCCGUUCACCGACACCGACCUCCUGCUAGUCUUCAGCCCCCGGAAUGGACCCUAGAGUCCGGCCCAUCUCCAGUCCGUCUCAGCAGGCUCGGUUCGGUUGAGGAAGAUGUAGAUGAAGCGAAACCAUUGGAGCGGAUCGCAACCUCACAACGGUUCGGGUCGCGGAGCAUCGCCCGAUGCAGAAGAAGGACCGUCUUUGUUUGGAUGCAGCAGACUGAGAUCCAGCAGGCCGGACUCUAGAGACCCCAAGACCCGGACCCGCAUCAUGCUGGUCCCGCUGCUCCUCACCGGGAUCCUGCUCGCCUCCGUCCAGGAUGUGGCAGCAUUCCAGGUUUCUAUCAACAAUGCCGGGUUGAUUGUGGCGGCGCUGGAUCCUUCAGACCUUCUGGAGAACUUCACAUCCUACGCGGUGCAGAUCUCUGGAGAACCUCGACUGGUUCUGAUUCCGUUCAUCAACACCAGCGAGCCGCUGCAGUUCAAUGCAUCAUUUCAUGGUCUGGUCUACACUGUGGGACUGUUGGGUCUGACCGGGUUAGGCUGGUCCCGACCCAUCAGGAGUGUGCCGAUUCUCACCAAACCACUUCCUGUUCGCAGCGCUCACAUAUCGGACUAUCAGGAUGCUCCGGAGACCGGUGUUGUGUUCGACAUCGACCCCCCGUCCAGAACUGUUUUCAGCAGAGUCAACAUCAGCUACACGGAGGGACAAGAGCGCCGCUCCAUGCUCUAUAAAGAUUUCUACAAAGGGAAGACGGUGUUUAAACACUGGUUGCCGGGCUCGUGUUACCGUGACAUCACCUUCCAGCUCAUCUCUGAGGCAACCAUUUUCCAGACGGCUCUGAUCAGCCACAGUGACAUCACGCACACACCUCUGCACCACCGGACAGUGCCAUACCCCCCCCUCAACAUGUCGUAUAAAAUAGUCCACCUGAGCCAGGAGUCCGUCGCCGGUGAGGUCCAUGAUGUGGGCGAGGUCAAGGCCUCCUCCCGUCAGACCCGGCACGUCUCACUGUUAGAGGAGGAGGAGCAGGAACGGGAGUUGGAAGCCACCCACGUUCCCUUCAAUAGUUCUCACAACGAGAUGGAAAACGUUCCUAUCGUCAGGAACCAGACGGAGGAGGCAGAGACUCAAAGCUACUGGCUGGAACCGACUGGGACAUCUCCUGAUGACAGAGACGAGGAGUUUGUCAACGCUGUGGUUGCAGAGUACGAGGACUCCAAUGAUCUGGGGUCAGCCAUGGGGGUUCCCACAGAACCCCCUGUGCUCCCCACCAGGCUUCCCCCCAUCCUGCUGGAGCUCCACUGGCUUCCACCUCGACCUCCGACCAGCUUUGACGGCUUCAACGUUUACAUCUACAGAGAUGGUAACUCCACGGAGACGGCCACCGUUAGCGAGAACACUCACGAGUUUUUCACCCAGUUAACAGACCCAGGAACGUACCGCGUACAGGUCACCACGCUCAGCUCGUCUGGAGAUUGCGAGGUCCGAGAGAGCGGCGCCGACACCAGCUUCACCUUCUACCUCAGUUCUGAUGGCGAGCUGUUGGAGGAGCUGCGGGACCGCCCACAGGCCGUCAGCGUCAGACUGCUGGACUCCAGCACUGCUGCCAUCUCGUGGGCCCCGUCCUCCCAGAACCACAAUGGCAGCCUGGUGUCGGUGGUCUCCACCACCUGCCUGAAGCCAAGCCUGAACCAGAGGAUGGAGAACACAUACUGCAGCGAGGAAAACUCAACGAGUGACAUCAUCAGUAACCUGACCCCUGGCGCUCAGUAUCGCGUGGUGGUCUAUCACACCAACGGACCUCUGAUCAGCCCUCCAUCAGAGCCUGUCAUCAUCGACAUCGAGCCCACAGGUGUUCGUGAGCUCACCGUUUACCCUCUGAGCCCGACAGCGGUGAUUUUGAGCUGGCAGCGUCCGUACCAUGUAGCCUUCAGGAAGUACAUCCUGCAAACAUUCUUCUUUAACCCCGUCACGCUGGCGUCCGAGUGGACCACCUACUACGAGAUUGCCGCCACCGCCUCUGUCAUCGCCUCAGUGAGAGUCACCGACCUUUUGCCCGCCUGGUACUACAGCUUCAGAGUUUCCAUGGUGACAUGGGGCGAGCCGCCGCUCACCUGCUGCGACAGCUCCACCGUAAGCUUCAUCACAGCUCCUGAGGCUCCACACAUCUCCUCGGUGGACUACUCCCACGGCAUCCUGUUUGUCCGCUGGACCUAUGGCGAGCUCUUCAUUGACCUGUCUCAUUCCAGGAUGCUGCACUGGCAGGUGGUGGCUGUUGGCAAGAAGGGCCCUGAGAAGAGCUACUCUGUCGAUGUGACUCGUAACAUGAUGCGGGCGAGCCUCCCGCUGCCUCCAGGAGACAUCUACAACCUGACGGUGACUGCAUGCACUGAGCGCAGUCGGAACACUUCGGUACCAAACAUCAUCAAACUGGAUCCAGCACCUCCCAAGUCCCUGUUUGCCGUCAACGCCACUCACUCGUCCGUCACCUUGCUGUGGUCCGAGGACGGGGUGGUGGACUACUACCAGGUCCUCUGCCGACCCAACAAGUCCUUCAAGGGGCUGAAGGCCUGUGAGCCAAUCACCUCCACCUCCCACAUGCUAACCGUUUCUGGUUUGGCUCCAUCAUCUAGCUACAACUGCACGGUCACCAGCUUCAGCUACAGCACGCCGAGCCGACCCGCCCACAUCACCGUCAGCACCGCUGCCAAAGAGAUGAAACCGAGUGUCGCUGCCAUCUCGGCGCUGGCAGUCCUCAGUGUCCUGCUCAUCAGCCUGCUGGUUCUCUUCCUGCUGGUCCUUCGGAAGAAGCACCUGCAGAUGACCAGGGAAUGCGGCUCUGAGACUUUUGUGAACUUGGCUUCGUUUGAACGUGACGGGAAGCUUCCCUACAACUGGCGAAGGAGCCUCUUUGCCUUCCUUACCCUGCUGCCGUCCUGCCUUUGGACUGACUAUCUUUUGGCUUUUUAUAUUAAUCCGUGGAGCAAGACUGCAUUAAAGAAACGGAAGUUAACCAGUCCCGUGCAGCUGGACGACUUUGAGAUCUAUUUCAAAGAGAUGAGCAAAGACUCGGCCUACAAGUUCUCGCUGCAGUUUGAGGAGCUGAAAAGCGUGGGUCUGGAUCUAAGCCACGAUGCCGCAGACCUGCCCGUCAACAGACCCAAGAACAGAUACACCAACAUCCUGCCCUACGACUUCAGUCGGGUUAAGCUCGUCUCCAUGCACAACGAUGAAGGUGCAGACUACAUCAACGCCAACUACAUACCUGGCUACAAACACUCCAAGGAGUACAUCGCUACCCAGGGUCCGCUGCCCGAAACCCGCAAUGAUUUCUGGAAGAUGGUCCUGCAGCAGAAGUCGCCCAUCGUCGUGAUGCUGACUCAGUGCACCGAGCGGCGGCGAGUGAAGUGUGACCACUACUGGCCAUUCACAGACGAGCCGGUGAUGUACGGCGACAUCAGCGUGGAGAUGCUGUCUCAGAGCGAGUCUCCCGAGUGGAUCAUCAGAAAGUUUCGACUCGGAUAUGCCGACGAGACUCAGGAUGUCCUCCAUCUGAAUUACACUUCGUGGCCAGAUCAUGGCGUUCCCACAGUCAACGCCAUCGAGAGUAUCCUGCAGUUUGUUCACAUAGUCCGCCAGCAGGCCAACAGGAGCAAACAGCCCAUCGUGGUCCACUGCAGCGCCGGGGUCGGCAGAACUGGGACCUUCAUGGCCUUGGAUUGCCUCAUGCAGCACAUUCGAGAGCACGAGUUUGUGGACAUCCUGAGCAUGGUGUCAGAGAUGAGAUCGCAUCGACUGUCGAUGGUCCAGACGGAGGAGCAGUACGUCUUCAUCCAUCAGUGCGUCCUGUUGAUGUGGCAGAAGAAGAAGCAGCAGUCCAUCACUUCAGACGUCGUCUACGAAAACGCCAGCAAGACAUAAUGAGACGCCUCCACACGUGGCCCAGCUCCAUUCAGGAAACAGGCUGUGACCACGCCUGGCCUCCUGUGCUUCAGGCAUCCAUUCUCAUAGAAGACGACCCGCUUCAUCAUCAGCAUCAGCAACCAGAGGAAACUCUAAUCCAGUCUUUUAUUUGAAUCGGUGUUAAAGCACGGGAUGGAGUUCUGCCUUAAGGAGCGUUCACUGUCCAACAUGUUCAACUACGACCCUGAAGGGUUCGACUAUUGGUCACACGCUGCAGCGGUGCUCGCUCCGGCGGCGUCAUGCCAACACUCGACACUCACACUCGAGUCAGCAGCUUUUCUUUUCACUCUUAUUUUUAUCUCAGGAGUUGCUGAAGACCAGCGAACAUCUUCCUCAGCUGCCAACAUCUCACUCUUUUACCUUUAGUUUGUGCUUCACCCAUUCAUCAGAGUGCAGCUUUGGGUGUUUGCGUGGUUACACACUGCCACACGACAGAGUGCUGCUGACCAGAACCCGCUGACCAGAACCCGCUGACCAGAACCCGCUGACCAGCAGACAUCAAGCAGAACCAGAAAUAUGCUGAAAGUUUCAGGAAGGUAAAGCUCAGAGUUCCUUCAUCGUCGUGUUUACAAAAUCUGCACAAAACCCUCUGGAGUCGUAGAUUCAGAAGCUGCUGGUUCUGAAGUUCAGGCCCUGGUACCGGUCUGGAUGUGUGCUGGUUCUGAAGUUCAGGCUCUGGUACCGGUCUGGAUGUGUGCUGGUUCUGCUCGUCAGGGUCAGAGGUUCAGAAGCUGUCGUUUGACUUUGCACUGAAGAGGAGUGGAGUUCCUGCUGCUCUACGAGAGGAACAUUCCAACGGUACCACGCUACCAGGAACAGAGCAGUAGAACCGGGCUGGAGGAGGUUCUGAGCCCUGAAUCAUUUCAACGGAAAAUGUUUUGUUAAAUGUGUUCACCACUAAUGUUUGUGUUUACUUUAAAGCCUGAUCCUUGCUUCAGACUGGUUCUGGUUCUGGUUCUGCUCUAGAUGAAGUCACUCAUAAACACAGAUGGCUGUCGGGUUCAGAGUCAUGAAUAAAUCUGCCACUAACCCCAUUAGAUUCGUUGACUCUGUCAUCCUAAACGGUUAGUGUGAAGCGGAUAAACGAUUCAGCCUUUAACAUCAUUGGCUUUGAUGUCUGAAGUGUUAAAAUGUGAAUAAAGAACAUUUAUCAGGUUCUUCGUUAGUGAUGCAGAACUGCAGAAUGGACAUUAAUGAAGAGGUCCUUCACUGAAAUACCAUCUUUAAUGAUCAUCUCUGAUUCUAACGGGUCACUCUGAGUGUUUCAUGCAGGCUGAACAUGAAAAUAGUCUCCUACACCUAUCUCCUGGUUUAGCUUCUGAUAGACAACAGACGGUGAAACUCUAGGAUAGAAAAUCCUGACAGAUCUACGUCACCCUGUCACUAACAUUCAUGGACUCACCCAUCUGGACUCACGACGGGGAAGCUGUUGUUGGUUUAGUCCAGGAAACAGCAGAGAACGUCUCAGCUAGUAGAAGCUAACUGUUAGCAUUAGCAACUCCACCACACAACAGAACUCCUCCAGGCUUGGGUUAUUGGUGGAGAUAAAACAUCAACGUUGCAGAGCAAACAGACUCAGUGGUAGAGUCAUGUUGCUGUUAGCCAAUCAGAGGAGAGAUGUCCACAUAUCAGGAAGUAAGACUCCAGAUCCUGCCGUUUGAUCUGGCUUGCUUCUACUUCCUGAAACAGGUGCACCAGAGCUUUGUUUCCUCAGAGUACGACUUUCAUUCAUUCAUUCCUACUAGAGACCACUGUAGAUGUACUACAAACAUAAGUGAAGCAACUCUUUGAACUCAUUUUGUUUUCCAGAUGUUGUUUUCAGCGUGACCUCCAGAUGGCAGUAAUGUGUACGUACUCCUAAACUGUUGCUUCCUGCACAGGUCGUGAUAUGAAAGUAGAUGUCUAUUUUUGGCAUCAUGAAGGACAUUAAUCAGAGUCAGGUUUGUUGCCAUGUAGGUGAGAGAGUCAUUUACAUGGCAACAAACCUGAUCCUGAUUCUGAUGGGCCAAAUGUCACAAACAAUGUUUAUUUACGUUUUGUUUGUUUUGGUGCCUCCUGGUGUCUGAUCAGAAAUCUGUUCUGCUGCUUUGCUCUAAUCAGUUCAUGUUGAUGGUCGAAACCCACUCCUCUCAUCGGUGGCUGUAGUGACGCCACCAGUAGAGGAGUUACACACUUAUCUUAUCUUUGAUCCUGCAGUUGUGGUGCAACAGCAAGACCUUUAAGCUUCGCAGGGACGUUAAAAAUGACUGAAUUUCUUUAUUUAAACAUGUUAUUAAACCAAACUAAGUUAUUGCUGUGGGAAAUAAUUUACUGACAACUCAGUGAAGUUCUGGAAGUUAUGAAUGAAAUGAAUUGGAUCGAACUAACAAUCUUCUAAACUGUUGUCGUGGUUUGGCUUUACACCUUGUAAACAGGUUGUUUCACCAUAAAAACAUCAAACUCUUCAUGUUUCUGCAGCUGGAGCCUGAACAUCUUAAAUAGGUUCAAGAAAAUAUUUUUUUUCUAUUUUUAAUUUCUUAUUUUAGACAAAGUGUGUUGUUUUGCCAGGAGAAGAUGAUGUUGGCAUUUAAAAACACUUUGUAAGUAUGUACAGAGAUUUCAUAAAUCUGUGAGUGUUUGUUAAAGUUUUGAGGUAAUUUUGUGGUGCUGAUCCAGCUGUUAUAACUGAUCAAGCUGUUAUAACUGAUCAAGCUGUUAUAGCUGAUCCAGCUGUUAUAACUGAUCCAGCUGUUAUAACUGAUCCAGCUGUUAUAACUGAUCCAGCUGUUAUAGCUGAUCCAGCUGUUAUGACUGCUCCAGCUGUUAUAACAGAUCCAGCUGUUAUAGCUGAUCCAGCUGUUAUAACUGAUCCAACUGUUAUAACUGAUCCAGCUGUUAUAGCUGAUCCAGCUGUUAUAACUGAUCCAGCUGUUAUGACUGCUCCAGCUGUUAUAACAGAUCCAGCUGUUAUAGCUGAUCCAGCUGUUAUAACUGAUCCAACUGUUAUAACUGAUCCAGCUGUUAUAACUGAUCCAGCUGUUAUGACUGCUCCAGCUGUUAUAACUGAUCCAGCUGUUAUGACUGCUCCAGCUGUUAUAACUGAUCCAACUGUUAUAGCUGAUCCAGCUGUUAUAGCUGAUCCAGCUGUUAUAGCUGAUCCAGUUGUUAUAACUGAUCCAGCUGUUAUGACUGCUCCAGCUGUUAUAACUGAUCCAGCUGUUAUGACUGCUCCAGCUUUUAUAACUGAUCCAACUGUUAUAGCUGAUCCAGCUGUUAUAAAUGAUCCAGCUGUUAUAGCUGAUCCAGUUGUUAUAACUGAUCCAGCUGUUAUAACUGAUCCAGCUGUUAUAGCUGAUCCAGCUGUUAUAGCUGAUCCAGUUGUUAUAACUGAUCCAGCUGUUAUGACUGCUCCAGCUGUUAUAACUGAUCCAGCUGUUAUGACUGCUCCAGCUUUUAUAACUGAUCCAACUGUUAUAGCUGAUCCAGCUGUUAUAAAUGAUCCAGCUGUUAUAGCUGAUCCAGUUGUUAUAACUGAUCCAGCUGUUAUAGCUGAUCCAGCUAUUAUAGCUGAUCCAGUUGUUAUAACUGAUCCAGCUGUUAUAACUGAUCCAGCUGUUAUAGCUGAUCCAGCUGUUAUAGCUGAUCCAGCUGUUAUAACUGAUCCAGCUGCUAUAACUGAUCCAACUGUUAUAACUGAUCCAGCUGUUAUAGCUGAUCCAGCUGUUAUAACUGAUUCAGCUGUCAUAACUGAUCCAGCUGUUAUAGCGGAUCCAGCUGUUAUAGCUGUUCCAGCGGUUAUAACAGCCGCAACAGUUAUAACAGCUGUUAUAUGUCACAUUUCACAGGUAGGUAGGUGGUGUCUUGUACAUACUGCUGAACUGCUCAAUUUCUACUCAUUUCUAAGUGAAUCUUGUGAAACUGUUGCUUUAGACUUUUACUUUUGAAAGCAGUAAAUAUGAGUUCUCUGAGCCAGAACUGCAUCGGUUCAGAAGACAUGAAGAACUCACAUCUGGUGUGUUAUACAAGCUUUGAUACAGGUGUGGAAAACGAGCUCUGAACCCUUUUCCAGUUCUUGCUUAGUGUGUUCAGUUGGAAUCUGCUCAUCACUGGUGCCAUUCUUGUUCAUUGUGUCAUUACAGUUUGAACCAAACUGUCACAGACUUAAUAUGUUAGACUAAAUAAAAUGUUGCAGUAAA